This is a messenger RNA of Chilo suppressalis (striped riceborer), 1634 nucleotides long. The record is from the annotation of a GenBank genome assembly. NCBI's taxonomy places the organism in Eukaryota, Metazoa, Arthropoda, Insecta, Lepidoptera, Crambidae.
GCAGUUGCGCGUGCGCCAUCGGCGUGAUAGGCGGGCGCUUCGGAUUUUAGAACGAUGUUCUUGUUGAUAAUGUAAUUACAAAAAUCGGCGCUUAUUAAAGAGGUCAGCAAAGCCUCGACCCACCACACCAAUCUACAAAAUGGAGUGUUACACAUCGGAUAGUUGUGACAGUGAUAGCAGAGAACAAAAAACACUUGAUUUAUCCUGCCAAGCAUUGGAGUCCAACUCGUUAUCAUCCGAUCUAGAAGGCAUAGUCAAUGAAAAGGGCUGUGCGAAAAAUUACGAAAUAAUUCUACUGUACAACAACAGAAUUAGGACUGUGCCUGACACCAUAAACAGGUUUUGCAACUUGAAGAUAUUGGAUGUGAGCAACAACAGGCUAACAGUUCUGCCGGAUGUACUCAAGAACUGCCCCCUCACAACUCUGAUUGCAAAACACAAUCAGCUGACUAAUGAAUCUUUACCAAAGUGUUUUUAUUCUGCCAAGACCACUCUCAGGGAGCUUAAUUUGAGUGGCAAUCAAUUAACCAAUUUCCCUGAACAAGUCUUAGAGAUAACUUCUCUCAAAUAUCUUUAUUUGGGUGGUAAUUGUAUAGUCAAUAUACCAAAGGACAUAUGGAAACUAAGCAGCUUACAGAUUCUAUCAAUAGGAGCGAACCAAAUCACAGAUGUACCGGAUACCGUGGGUCGUUUAGUGGGUUUGCAAGCGCUUGUUUUGAGCGACAACCUCAUAGAACAGCUGCCAGCAAGCAUAGCCAAUUUGAAACAACUACGCUCUCUGCUACUGCACAAGAAUCGGCUGAAGACUCUACCUACGCAAAUAAUUAAGUUGACAUGUCUUACAGAGCUCAGUCUGCGCGAGAACCCACUCGUUUCGCGUUUCGUUCGUGACAUGACGCUGGAACCACCUACACUUCUAGAACUCGCUGGACGGACCACCAAAUUGCAUGCAAUACCAAUAAAUGUAGGAGAUAUACCAAAAACUUUGAUAGAAUACCUUAAUGCUGCCCAAUGCUGCGUAAAUCCAAAAUGCAAAGGUGUCUACUUUGAUAAUCGUGUAGAGCAGAUAAAAUUUGUUGAUUUUUGUGGUAAAUAUCGGAUACCACUCCUACAAUAUCUAUGUAGUUCAAAAUGUAUCACUGGCAGUUGGGAGAGCCGCGAAAUGGAUAACAAUGCUCACCCACACAUGAUGAGGAAGGUUUUACUCGGAUGAAAACUGAAAAUAUAUUCCUAUAUAUAAAUAGAGGCACAUUAGGUUAAUGCUAGCACUUGACAUGGCUAUUCAUAUUUUCCAUUUGUAAUUUGACAGCAGUACAUCUUUAUCAUACUGUAUUAUGAAUAAAAAAUACAGACUGCUGCCAAAUUAAGUUUAAACAAAUAAAAUUAGUCAUGAGAAGUACCAGCAAAAGAUACAUAUCAUUCUUAUUAUAUCAAAUAUUAAAUCUUGAGCUGCACUGAGAUGUCAAUUAGUGCUUGUCAAACCGAUGUGUUAUUUUUCAAAUCCAACGCAGUGAUAUCAUCAGACUUUAAUUAAAUAUUUCACACUAUUUGUCAUCUCUGAGUAUAGCAGUCAAAUAUUGUUUAGUAAAAUUUAAAUUGUUUAUUUGUGUCAUAGACAUAAGUCUUCGUAACUG